Molecule: messenger RNA, 4812 nt
Organism: Paramecium tetraurelia
Lineage: Eukaryota; Ciliophora; Oligohymenophorea; Peniculida; Parameciidae
Exons: 6
Biological process (GO): regulation of ARF protein signal transduction
Molecular function (GO): guanyl-nucleotide exchange factor activity
Source: RefSeq, a predicted model, not a curated record
AUGUCAUUAAAUUUAAGUGAUUUGAUCAAUCAGUCAUUAGACAAAAUCAAAAAGGCAAUUACAAAAAAAUAGUUUGAAUUAAAACAGAUCAUAGAUGAGGCUUAGUAGGUUAAGGAUUACUAUGAUGCAAAUCACUUAAUAAAGGUGUACUAAUUUUGUAUUGAAUCCAAAUAAGUUAAAUUGAUUGAAUUGGCAUUAUUUGAUAUCAAGAACAUCGUAGAUUAGGGUUUUUUAUCAGGAGAACAAAUCAUAGGAGAAAAGAGAGCAAUAGAGAUAACUUUAGAGUUGGUAAUGUAAACUUAAUUGGAGAAGGAGGAGACUGUUUAAAUAUAUAUGAUAAAAGCAAUACAAGCAAUAAUGACGAAUAGAAAGCACCAUAUUUAUGGUGAAGCUGUCACAAGAGUUUUUUCAUUAUUAAUAAAUCUGCAUUCAGUUUCAAAAAUAGUUGCAAUAAUAAAUGCUAGUAAAGAGGCUUGCUAGAAAAUCGUUAGCACUUAUUUUGCAAGACUUGAAGAUUAUGGCAUUCUUGCAGAAGAGGAAUACUAAUAAGCCAUUUAAUAAUAAGGUAAUUAGGGAUAAUUAGUUUUUGGAAAAUGUAAAGCUUUAGUUAAUGCUGAAUAAUAUAUGAAAUCUCAAUUAAUAUCAAUGGUUGAUGAAGUGUAAAUUUAUAGUGAAAGAAGAUCAAUUUAUGAGAAGCAAUUGGAUGAUUUAAAUAAAAUGAAGGUGAUUGAUUUGAAUUUGCAUGAACCCAAUUUAAGAAACGUAACCAUUGAUAAAAAUUAAAUAUAAAUUAAUUUAGUCAAUGAAUUGAAUAUAAAAAAUGGAAAGUUUGGUUGGUGUAUUAUUUGCAGAAAGCAAGCAUCAUAAUAUUGUAAAGAUACAAAAGUGCCCAUUUGUAGCAAAGAAUGUAAAUAUCUACAUUUAAAUCAAAUGUUUAACUUUUCUCAAUCUCAUUAGCAUUCUACGUUUAGUGAAUAAUAUGUAAAGGAUGCUUAUGAAAUUUUAGAAAUGCUUUGCUAAUUAAGUCAAAAAGAACCUUAAAAUCCAUAAUUAGCUUAAAUGAUUAUAAAAUGUAAAGUCUUAUCUUUGGAAUUAAUCUAUGAGGCUUUGGCUCAGAGCGAUGUUAUAUUACAGAAUAAACCUAAAUUAAUAUCAAUAUUAAAAGAAUAGUUGUUGGAAUCAUUGUUGAAGAAUUCUCUUUCUACUGAGAAACAACUACUAAUUUUGACUUUAAACAUUUUCAUUUAGUUGAUCUGGAAAGUGAGAAGUCAUAUGAAAAAAGAACUAGAAGCCUUGAUUGAAAAUGUUUAUUUUAAAUUUUUGGAGAGUAGCAAUAGUUCUUUUGAUCAUAAAUAAUACACUUUGAAGGUUUUCAAUAAAAUUCUUACUCGUCCAAAAGUGGUAAUUGAGGUAUUUGUAAACUACGAUUGUUCUGUAGGUCAGAAUAACCUACUUAAGAAAAUUUUAGACAUGUAGUGUCGGAUUAUUUAGGGAAGAUUCAGUAAGCAAGAAUUUUAAGCCUCUAUAUCUAUAAAUCAAGAGAUUUAUCUAAAAGCUUUGUGUUUAGAUAAUUAUUGUGGAUAUGUAAGAUGUUUAAAAGAAUACUCUGAAUAAUAUGAAGAUUCUCAAAAUGUGGUUUAGAUUUAAUCGAUUGAUGAGUUGGAUGAUUCUGUUGUCUAAUAACAAUAGUUACCUUAGGAUCCGCUUGAGAAAUAGAAAUAGAUGAAAUUAGAAAUGAACAAGGCUGUUCAAAAAUUUAAUUUUAAACCUGAACACUGUAUAAAGCAUUUGAUAGCUUGUUAAUAUAUGGAAAACAGAGACCAUAAAUUAUUUGCUUAAUUUCUUUGGGAAAACAGAGACUUAAAUAAAGAUAAAUUGGGAGAAUUAUUUGGUAGUUCAAAUGAAUUUGAUUAAAAGGUGUUUUCAUUAUAUGUAGACUUUAUGAAUUUUAAGGGAUUACAAGUAGAUGAAGGUUUGAGAUAUAUGUUGGAAUUCUUUACUUUGCCCGGAGAAUCAUAAUAAAUAGAUAGGAUAAUGGAAAAGUUUGCUUCAAAGUAUUGUGUCGAUAACCCUGGAAUAUAUUAAUCAGCAUAAGCCGCCUACACCCUUUCAUAUUUAUUGAUGAUGUUGUAAACCGAUUUACAUAAUGAGAAAAAUUUAGAUAAAAUGACUCUAGCACAAUUCACCAACUUAGCCAGAGGAAUCAAUGAUGGGGAAAAUUUGCCUUAAGAAAUGUUGUAAGGUUUCUAUUUGCGGAUUUAAAAGACACCUUUGGCUUUGCAUGCAAAAGAAUAGGCUAGGAGAGCAUUAGAAUAAGCAAAUUAAGUUGAUCAAAGAAGAAGACAUGUUAUGUUAGCUAAGGAGGCUGAAGAUGCAUUAAAGAAAUGGUUUAAAGAGCAUCCAAAUUAAGAUGCAUUCUACUAUGUUAAUACAAUAGAACAUAUGAAGUCUUUAUUACAAUAAACUUGGAGUGUAAUAUUUGCAUCAAUAAGUGUAUUUUUAGAAUAGACUGAAGAUCAAUAAUAAAUAUUAUUAUGUUUCGAAACAAUUCAAGCAUUUAUUUAAUUGAUGGGCAGAUUCGAUUUAGAUGAAGAGAAGGAUACAUUUAUCAGUUUUUUAUAUAGAUAUUGUACAAAUAUCCCAAGCACUUACAAGUAAAUAUUAGGAGUUCAAACUUUGAUAAAAGUUAGUCUUUAAUCUGGAUAAUAUUUACGUAAAAGUUGGAAGAUAGUAUUGUAAUUGAUAUCAAGAUUGGAAUAGUUACAUUAGGUUGUAAAGAAAAUAAAGGUUGAUUCACCUUACAAAGAGAAUUACAAUUAAGAAGACAUAAUUAGUAUUGAAAGAUUGUUUUAAUAAAUACAAUAUGAUCAGAUUGAUAAAAUAUUUAAUAGUUCAAUCAAUUUAGAUUCCAACUCCAUUUUAGAAUUUAUCAGUGCUUUGUGUGAGUUAUCAAAAGAGGAAAUUAAAUACAAUAGAGUGUUCUUAUUGAGCAGAGUAAUUGAGGUUGCUGAUUUUAAUAUGAAUAGAAUUAAAAUUAUUUGGUCUAGAAUGUGGGAAAUCAUGAGGGAGCAUUUCCUUGAGGUGGGAUGUCUAAAAAAUGUAGAUCUUGCAAUGUAUGCAAUUGAUUAAUUAAAGUAAUUAAGCUGCAAAUUCUUGUAAUAACCUGAACUGACAAAUUAUCACUUCCAAAAGGAAUUUCUAUUACCAUUUGAAUAAAUAUUUAGCCAUACUUAGGCUUAAUAGAUGCAUAAAAUUUAAUUGAGAGAAUAUUUAUUAUCUUGUAUGUGUAUGAUUACAAAUAUUUGUUUCAAUUCAAUUAAAAGUGGCUGGAAGAUCAUUAUGAGUAUAAUUAAUCAAGCUCUGUAAGAUGAUUAAUAGUAAUUGGUUCGAUUAUGCGUUUAGAUUACAGACAAAAUAAUGGAAGAUGUGAGCAAUUAAUAGGUUUAUUCUGAGAUUUUUAUGGAACUAAUUUAAGCCCUCAUAAAAUUGACUAAAAGCAAAGAUGUUAGUAUAGUCACGAAUGCAAUCAAACAAUUAAAAAUAUUGGUUGAUCACAUUGUUUUGAUUAAAAAGAAUGAUAACAAAUAUUUAGAUUAGUUAUGGAUUCCAGUUUUAUCUGCUCUCUCUGUUUUAUAUAGUGAUGAUAGAGUAGUUGUACAGUAAUAAAGCGUCAGCACCCUAUUUGAAUUGCUGAAAAUCCAUGGAGCAUAACAAUCCAAUGAAUUUUGGAAGAUGAUUUUGAGAGGUGUGAUUAGACCAUUAUUUGAUGAGAUUUAAUUUUCUAAGAUGUAAUUCAUAAAACAAACUUAAACUAAAUAGUAAGUAAUCUCAGCUUAUAAAAUGACUUUUAAUUUAUUCACAGAUUUAGUGGUUCUUUACAUCGAAUAAAUGUAGCCUUGCUUAAAUGACUUAAUUGAUAUAUAUGUUUAGUUGGUGUUGUAAACCUAAGAUUUUCUUUCAACUUUAUGUCUAGAUUCACUGAAAACCAUUGUUUAACAAGGAGGCUAAUCUUUUACAGAAGAAAAUUGGAUUGUUAUGAUUGAAUAAAUAUAGCACCUUUUACAAUAAUGUUCUCCUAAUGAACUGUUUGAGGCUUAUAAUUUGGAUGAAGAUUUUCAAAAACCUUUGGAUGAGCUAUUAAAGGAGGAAAUACGACCGAAGAAGUUUAGCUUUAAGAUUAAUGCAUAUGAAUGCACUUCCAAAUAAUCAAUUCAAUAGAAAUGUUUAGAAAUACUAGAAGUGUAAGCCAUUCAAUAUAAAGAUUCAAUAUCCUAAUAAAAUAAAGAUUAAAUUUUAACAAUAUUCAAUGAAUAAUAUUAAAAGUGUAAGAAAUUCAAUACUCACUUCUAUAUGAGAUACUUUCUAGAAUAAUGGGCUAUGCAGUGGAAUAGAGUUAAAAAUGGACCUGAAGAGUUAGAUGAACUAUCUGAUAAUCAGAUUAUAACUAACUAAUUAAGUUUUAUUAAUUAAGAAUUUAUUUCAGCAAAAGUGAUAGUUUAACUCACAUCCAAACCAUUAGAUUUUAUUGAACAAUUAAUUCAAAGAUUCACUGAAGCAUACAAUGGAUUUUAGAUACCUGUGCAUAAGCUUGAAACCUUGAAUGGAAGCUUAGAAUAACUAAGAUAUACAGAAUCCCAAGUUAUCAUAAGCAAGUCUUAAGCUUUAUUUAUGGAAAAUAAAAUUGUUAGUAAAUGGCUAAUUUAAUUAUUAAAAUUGGGAUUAAAUGCGUAAAAUAUAGAAAAUAGAGAUUAUAACAAAAUUUUAGUAAAUUUAUUAGAAGAAAUAAUAAAUUGUGAGAAUAAUUUAUAAUGA